AUGGAAACAUGGCUUUCAGGUUCAUGCACCAAGAAGAAAAUUGAGAAAUACUCUACACCAUCAAAAGUGAUGUCUGUGCUUCCAAGAAGUGUCACUGAUGACAUUAACUUUGAUGGUGAAAGUUUUCACAAUUUUUUUGAGUGUUGGAUGGUUCAGCAAAACAAAUAUCUGAAUGAACUUGUAGCAGCAAAUUCAGCUCAACCUCAGCUCACAGAUGACAAAAUGCAUGUAGUGAUUGAUAAGGUUGUUGAGCAUUAUGAGUAUUACUACAAGGAAAAAUCUAGGCGUGCAAAGAAAGAUGUUUUGUCCAUGUUGUCGCCACCAUGGUUAAGCUCUUUAGAAGCAGCUUUUCUUUGGAUUGGUGGUUGGAGACCAAGCGUGGCAUUUCAUUUACUAUAUUCAAAAUGCAGUAUGCACUUUCAAGCUAGGUUGAAUGACCUUAUUCAAGGACAAAAAACAUGUGACCUGGGAGAUCUCUCGGCGUCUCAGCUCGCCGAGAUUGAUGAUUUGCAAAGGAGGACUAUUAGAGAGGAGAGGGAAAUCGCUGAUAUGAUGGCCGAGCAUCAGGAAACGAUUGCCGAUGCUCCGAUGGUGGAGUUGUCUCAUGUGGUUUCUGAAAUGAUUGGAAGAGGACAAAACGAAAAGAAGGGUUUGGAAGAGAGAAUUGAAUCGAUUAUUGAAGCUAAGCUGGAAGGUUUGGAGAAGAUUCUUCAAAAAACUGAUGAUUUAAGGCUGAGAGCUUUGCAGGGGAUUGUUAAUAUCCUGACUCCAAAGCAAGCUAUUUACUUCUUGAUUGCUGCUGCAGAGCUGCACCUGAGGCUACAUGAGUGGGGUAAGAAGAAGGAUGAUGCUAAAAGAGGCAAACAAGGUAUUAGGGAGGGUGAAAACCAUAAUUCAUGA
This is a messenger RNA of Lathyrus sativus (Indian pea), 900 nucleotides long. Lineage: Eukaryota; Viridiplantae; Streptophyta; Magnoliopsida; Fabales; Fabaceae. The record is from the annotation of a GenBank genome assembly.